Penicillium coprophilum is the source of this 4863-nucleotide messenger RNA. Its product is annotated as non-ribosomal peptide synthetase. The transcript is spliced from 3 exons. The coding region runs from base 1 to 4863 and encodes 1620 amino acids. Gene Ontology annotation, biological process: fatty acid metabolic process. NCBI's taxonomy places the organism in Eukaryota, Fungi, Ascomycota, Eurotiomycetes, Eurotiales, Aspergillaceae. The record is from RefSeq and is a predicted model, not a curated record. Gene Ontology annotation, molecular function: medium-chain fatty acid-CoA ligase activity.
AUGGCGGAUCUACCAGGAUCUUCACUUAUAGAUCAGCUUCUACGCCUCCGUCGUGAGGCCUCUCACCCAGACUCUGCCCACCACCUCUCCACUCUACUAUCCUCGUACACCGGGUCGUGGCCCAUUAGGCACCUCAUCACAACCUUUCAAGACAUUAAUAAGUCCGUCCCUGAACAUAUCAAGGCCAAUAACAAUGAAUCAAUUGCACGCCUACGUGCACAAGUCAAAGCAGCCACACCCAACGUUGCAAAAUUAAUAGGGACAGACUCCCGUCCCGGUCUCAUCGAUGCCAAUACGGGGAGGCACCUGACACAUAAUGCCAUUCGGCAGUUCUUGGAGGGUUUCCAGAUUCGCGUUGGCCCUUCCCAUCAUGGAAAGCCACGCAUUGCUGUCAUCCUACCUAACGGCCCUCUUAUGGCAUUGGCUGUUCUUGCUUUCGUCAACAGGUAUACCAUUGUGCCUAUGACAUCAAACACGGUGCCAGAGCAACUGCAGGUCGAUAUAGAAAACUCACAAGCUGAUGCUGUUGUCGCGCUGGACGCUGACAUUGGCAAGUUGCAGCUAAACAAUGGUACACGGCCAGUGUUUGGCAUUGAACAGCUUGAAAACAUGACUUUCCGUGUGGUCUCCGCACAGAAUGCUUCUAGUGGAUGCGAGGUUCCUCCCAAUUCUGGGGAUGAUAUUGCCAUUAUCCUGUUCACCAGUGGUACCAGUGGUACCAAGAAGCUGGUUCCCAUUACAACUUACAAUCUCAUUGCGGGUACGAUGGCUACCAUAGAGUCGGUGGAAUUGUCGGAGAAAGAUACGUGUCUUAAUAUGAUGCCCCUGAGCCAUGUUGGUGGCAUUAUGCGCAGUAUUUUCUCCCCCAUUCUCGCUGGUGGUGCAACGAUAUGUUGCCCAUCGUUUGACCCCAGCAUGUUCUGGGACACGGUGGAAACUCCUCAUAUGUCACCGACUUGGUACUACGCCACACCCACAAUGCACCAAAUGAUCCUCGCGGAGGCUGAACACCGCCCCGAUGCUGUCAAACAAAGUGCCAUUCAGUUUAUCUGCAACGCUGGUGGUGGUCUUCCCCCAACCCUCGCUGUGCAGCUCCAUGAUCUUUUUCACUGCACUGUCCUCCCCAGCUACGGCAUGACUGAAUGUAUGCCUAUUGCUGCGCCACCAAGGGACUACAAGCUUGAUCGCCAUGGAACCUCCGGACGAAUUGUUGGUCCCGAGGUUGCAAUUUUGACCGAGAGUGGCGAGCCUGUCUCGCAACCUGGGAUGCUCGGACACAUCUGCAUUCGUGGGUCACCCGCCUUCGAGGGAUAUCUGACACCCGCAGGCAAAAUUGAUACCAGCGCAUUUAACAAGUCCGGCUGGUUUGAUACUGGUGAUCUUGGACAUCUUGAUGCCGACAACUACCUGUAUAUCACUGGUCGCAGCAAGGAGGUCAUUAACCGUGGUGGCGAGAUUAUAUCUCCCGUCGAAGUGGAAAACGCUGUGCUGACUACGGCUAAGGAUCCUGAAUCCCCGCUGUAUGGUCGCGUCACUGAGACACUAGCCUUCUCCGCCCCGGACGAGGUGUUGCAGGAAGUCGUGGGUGUGGUUAUCGUCACACCUCCGGGCUUGGCUAGGCCCGAUCUUCGUCAGAUACACGAAGCACUGCAGCCUAUCCUCCACCAGCCUAAGUGGCCGGCUUUGGUAGUAUAUAUGGAUGGUGUUCCGAAGGCCAACAACAAGAUCCAGCGCAUCAAACUCGCUGAGCGAUUGUCAUUGGAGACAUUGACCACGGCCACACCCCUAGCGAACAGGCACUAUGAAGCCGUUUGCCCACCCACUGGCGCUCCGCUCACUGCAUUAAUCCCUAAAAAGGCGUGUGUCAUCGAUGAUAAAAUCAUUCGCUCGGUUCUUACCAAGAAAGCCAAUACCCCUGAGGUGCACGUGCAAAUCAACCCGCGCGACGGGCUUGCGCAGGUUGUUUUGUUUGUCCAAAACCCAGAUGAUAACCAUGUGACACCUAGUGAGCUUAGCGAUCACCUCGAUGGCUACCUCAUACCGACUCGUAUCAUCCUCCUCAAGGGACCCAUGCCAGUCGAUUUCUACGGAAAUCCCGAUCAGGCGGCUAUCAAUGAGGCCAUCCACGCUCGAAACUCGGAUGGUGAUCUGUCGCCAGUUCAGCGCCGCGUGCGGGAGAUAUUUGCUACGGCUCUAUCUUGUGCACCGGAUGAAGUAUCCGCUGCUACAGACUUUUUUGCUGCUGGAGGUGAUAGUCUGAGUGCUGGUCGUCUGGUUUCGCAACUUCGCCGCGAGUUCAGUAUCUUCCUGGCUGGUGACGUCCUCUUCCAUCACAGCAGCAUUGGCGAAAUAGAGUACAAGAUCACUGAGGCCGUUGCGGUUAAGGCUGCCAAGGGCGACGAUGGGGAAGUUGAAUUGCCUGGCUGCGAAAAAACAUACAGUAGUACGAACCCAAUUAUCCUGAUUCUGCAUUUAUUCCCGACUGUGAUAUUCUUCCCCAUGAAGCGCGCCUUCCAGUGGAUGAUGUUCGCCUACGUCGUCGCCGAGUGCUCAAAUCGAUUUCCCAUUCGCGGUAAUCUCAUCGGUCGCUUGAUUCUGGUUGUUUUCGCCGUGAUGUCUGCUCGCUUAUGCUCACAAAUUGUGUCUCCCAUCUGCGCCAUUGUCUUCAAGUGGCUUGUCAUCGGUCGCUAUAAGGAGGGAAUGUCACCCAUGUGGGGCCCGUACCAUACGCGCUGGUGGUUGACCCAGAAGGCAUCACAGGUAUGCGGAAAGGGCCUCUUCAACAACUACAACUGGUCCCGUAUCCUCUUCUACCGUCUAAUGGGCGCAAAGAUUGGAAAGAACGUCACCAUGUCCGCAUCCGCUAAGCUUGGUGAGUAUGAUCUGAUUGAGAUCGGCGACAAUGUCGUUUUGGAUACCUGCCUUUGUCGCCCGUUCGCCGUGGAACGCAACACCUCUAUGCUUUUGAAGCGCAUUCGCAUUGGCAAGGACUCUUCUAUCGGUAUCAAGUCCGUUGUCGCUCCUGGUGCCGAUAUCCCCGAGAGGACCUGCAUUGGUCCCAAUUCGUCAAGCUGGGAGCUCCAGGACGCCGAUGAGUCUAAUCGACAAUUGCUCACCUCUCAGAUCCCUAAGCCUCACUGGGUUUGGAUCCUCCUCAUUGUUGAGCCAAUCAAGCUGUUCACAUGGAUGGCUGCACGUAUUACCUGGAUGGGUGGUCUUAUUCCUAUGGUACUGCAGUUCCCUACCCCUGCGGCCGACAUGUUCCGGUCUACCCUAGAUUGGUACACCAGUGAUGAACGGGUUGCAUUCCAUAUCACCGCCAGAAUAUGCCGUUCUAUUGGUGGUCCAAUCGUGCUCUUUAUUGCGGUCUUGGUCGUAAAGUCCUUGCUCGAUCUCAUUUGUGGCAAGCCUAGACCUGGUCCUGCCUCAAGACAGACUACUCGCCAAAAGGUGCGGAGUGCUGUGCUUGCGCAGAUUUUGCCUGCAGGUGACAUCCAUGAGCUCACCCGCCUUACUGGUCGUCACUACGAGUUCGUGUCGAUGGCUGUUCGUGCCCUUGGUGGCAAGGUCGGCAAGCAUGUCUACUGGCCCAGUGUUGGUCCCGUCACUGUCGACUUUGAUCUCAUUGAGGUUGGCAACGAUGUGGUUUUCGGUUCUCGCUCAACACUGGUGACAUCUGAUGGCUACGGUCGUGACCGGAUUGUGAUCGGUGACGGUACUAUGGUCGGUGAUCGUGUUGUCGCUUUACCAGGUGCUACUAUUGGCCGUGAAGCCAUGAUUGGCUCCGGUGCUUUGCUUCGCCGUAAUGGGGAAUAUCCUGCCAAUACUGUCUGGACGGGUAGCAAGGGUGGUGAAGCUAUUCAGUUCCCAAGUUCUACUACCACCUCGCCCUCCAGUUCGACUGCCCCGACCAUCGUCGGAGACAGUAGCAGCAGCCCCAGUAGCCCCAGCAGUGACAAUGAAGAUGCAAACACCCUCAACGAGAAGCAGGCCGACCUUGGUAGUAAGAAUAAGACCUCUGCAGUUACCGAAAUCGUGGAACAGGAUACAGAUACCUGCAAGCCUUUCGGUCGUGCCUUCUACCGCCGCGAGGCCAACUACUAUGUCCUGCGCAUGUGGCAAAUUGUCAUCUAUUCUUCCAUUUCGGUCAUGGCCACUACUGUCUAUUGGCUUCUGACUGUUCUGUUCUCUCUUUUUGUUCUCCGUGCUGUCCUAGACCACAGUAAUGUUGCUGCAUUUAAGCAAGGCGCCUGGCGCCCAUUCGCCCUGUACGGCCUUCUGGCCUCAAUCCUAUCGGUCAUCACCGCUGCUCAAGUUUUCCUUGCCUUCGGCAUCAUUCUUUGCAUUAAGUGGACGGUUGUGGGCCGCCGCAAAGAAGGCGCCUAUCACUGGGACAAGAGCAGCUACAACCAGCGCUGGCAAUUCCUCCUUUCGUGCGAGACGCUGAUUAAAGAUUGCUAUGACGGGGUUGGUCUUCUGCCCAUGAUAUCUGGCUCUGCUUAUAUUUCCUGGUACUACCGUCUCUUGGGCGCGAAGAUUGGAAAGGACUGUGCCAUCCACGCCAACGGUAGCCCCAGUAUCUUCUUCACCGAGCCCGACCUUCUAACCCUUGGUGACCGUGUCGCUGUCGACGAUGCUAGUCUCGUCUGUCACUUGAACUCACGUGGUGGAUUCGAGUUACACACCUUGAACGUUGGCGACCGGAGUAUUCUACGCGCUGGAUCGCGCUUGAUGUCCGGCGCUUCGAUGGGCCAGGAUGCUUGUCUUUUGGAGCACACCUUGGUCCUGUCGGGUGACCAUGUUGAGAACGGGGAUACGCUUCAGGGAUGGCCCGCCGAGGGCUUUGAAGGCAAACGUGCUUAG